This is a messenger RNA of Sclerotinia sclerotiorum 1980 UF-70, 390 nucleotides long. RefSeq lists its product as hypothetical. The transcript has 2 exons. NCBI's taxonomy places the organism in Eukaryota, Fungi, Ascomycota, Leotiomycetes, Helotiales, Sclerotiniaceae. The coding region runs from base 1 to 390 and encodes 129 amino acids. The record is from RefSeq and is a predicted model, not a curated record.
AUGAGCGGACCGCGUGGAUCGGGUGGAGGAUAUUACAAAUACCGGUGUAAGUACUGGUUAAUUUAUAACUGCGGCAAUUGGGUAUGGGUGAAUAACGAACCGUGUGCGAAUUGUUUGGCAAUUGGAAGAGACGAAACAGUCAUUUCACCAUCCCAGUACCAAAUGUCAAGGGAUGUGUUUGUACCACAAUUCAAAGACGGGAACUUACUCUAUACAAUGACGGAAAUCGUCGCUUUGAGCGACUUUGACAACGGCUGGGUGAUCAAGGAAAGGCAGAGUGCGGAAUUUCCAAAAUCAACGUCACCGACGAUAGAAAAGCUCGAAGUGACCGAAGGCGCUACUGCCCUAAUUUACAAAGAGCCAGUAGCACCGACACAAAAGGAGGGUUAG